AUAUAUACACGCAUGGGUCCUUUGCCAGGGCCUGCGUAUCAUCAUUCUUCGGCACUGACAUACAUUACAUCCCCAUGGCAAUGGACGAAGAAAUGCCGGAAGAUGCGUUGACGGAGAUUCUAUCUCGACUCCCUGUGAAAUCCCUUCUUCGAUUCAAAUCAAUCUCGAAACACUGGUACUCUCUCAUCCAAAGCCCUUGCUUCAUCUCCCUCCACCACAAUCGCUCCCCGAAAAACGAAUCCCUCCUAGUCCUACGAUCAGUCAAAACCACUUCCGCAUUCGCCCCUAUUACAUUAGCCCUGUCCGUGGUCUCCAACAAAACCCCAGUCCUCGAUCUAGACCUACCUUUCGGCGGUCAACCCGCUAGUUGGCUCAACCUCUUCGGCUCUUCCAACGGCAUUGUUUGUCUUUUCAAUUCCUCCACCAAAAUCAUGAUGUUAUGCAACCCCGCAAUGAGAGAAUUUAAAGUACUCCCGCAACCCCCUUUUCAUACAAGGUACACUAGCCAUCUACGGUUUGCUUUUGAUCCCAAAACCAAUGAUUAUAAAGUGCUUAGAGUUGUCGCAAGCUAUGACCCCAUGGCAUUUACUUUUACGCUUUGUGUUGGAAGAGUUCAAAUCUACCACAUGAGUACUGACACCUGGAGAGAAAUCGUCGCUGUGGUGCCGGAAGAGAUACUACAAUGUUCUCAGCGUUGGUGUUGGAGUUCCGCAUCGUUGAAUGGGGUGUUUUAUUGGGUGGCUAAUUGCCAGGGUGAAAUUAUUGCUUUCCACAUGUCAGAUGAAUUGUUCGAACGAGUAUUUUUACCCGAGGAUAUUAGGACUAACCCUUGGUCUAGCCUUAGCAUUCUGGGGGACUCCCUUGCCCUUGUUACUGUGGAGUUUGGAAGGAUGGAAUCGUGCCUUGAAAUAUGGGUAAGGGAUGGAAACGGAGUUAAGGAUCCUUGGAACAAAAAGUACAGCAUUGGACCCAUUGUAGGACUUUAUGAUGCAUUAGGAUUUCGGCACACUGGCGAGGUUCUUCUUCGGAGAGACAAUGAUUGGAAGAUGGUGUCUUACAACCUUGAUUCACAUACCUUAAACGAGUAUCAUGAAGAAUACGAUGAUCUAAAAUUAGUCCAUCGGUGUCCAGUUCUUUCCUACACAGCGAGCUUAGUUUCAGUCAAGAGACCUGUUUGAUGAGACAUGAUUUUUUAAUUUUAAAUGUGGUUUUUUAUUUACUUUAGGAUACGUGUUUACACAUGGCUAAAAAGAGGGGGAAGGAAUUAACUUGCUCUUGAACAGAUUUAGGACAUACAAACUUCUAAAAAGGAAGAGGAAGGACAUUAAACUGGACAUACUAUGUACUUGUGACCACUCC
Molecule: messenger RNA, 1359 nt
Organism: Rhododendron vialii
Lineage: Eukaryota; Viridiplantae; Streptophyta; Magnoliopsida; Ericales; Ericaceae
Product: putative F-box/kelch-repeat protein At1g12870
Exons: 1
Coding region: 75-1178 (367 amino acids)
Molecular function (GO): protein binding
Source: RefSeq, a predicted model, not a curated record